Scomber japonicus (chub mackerel) is the source of this 2002-nucleotide messenger RNA. RefSeq names its product CDC45 cell division cycle 45 homolog (S. cerevisiae) (gene cdc45). Gene Ontology annotation, cellular component: DNA replication preinitiation complex. Gene Ontology annotation, molecular function: DNA replication origin binding; single-stranded DNA binding; chromatin binding. Lineage: Eukaryota; Metazoa; Chordata; Actinopteri; Scombriformes; Scombridae. Gene Ontology annotation, biological process: double-strand break repair via break-induced replication; mitotic DNA replication preinitiation complex assembly; DNA replication initiation. The record is from RefSeq and is a predicted model, not a curated record. The transcript is spliced from 18 exons. The coding region runs from base 136 to 1845 and encodes 569 amino acids.
CAGAGCAGCAGGAGCUCCGAGUCUGACAGAUAACCAAAUAUCUCGCUGUUCAUGACACUUUAGCCACAUUUUAUCGUGUGCUCCUCGUUAAAGCUUUUUAACAGUUCAUAUAACCUUUAAUUAACUUUGUUGAAAAUGUUUAUCACGGACAUACGGAAGGAGUUUUAUGAAGUUGUUGCCAACCAGAGAGUUGCACUCCUGGUGGCUUCAGACAUCGACGCUCUCUGCGCCUGUAAGAUACUGCAGGCAUUGUUCCACUGUGACCAGGUCCAGUAUACACUUGUACCAGUGACAGGCUGGCAGGACCUCAGCACUGCCUUCCUCGAACACAAAGAACAGUUUCGGUACUUUGUUCUCAUCAACUGUGGCGCGAAUGUCGAUCUCCUUGAGAUGCUGCAGCCUGACGAUGACUCCAUCUUCUUCAUCUGUGACACUCACCGGCCUGUUGAUGUUGUCAAUGUCUACAACGACACCCAGAUAAAACUGUUAAUUAAACAGGAUGAUGACCUGGGUGUGCCCUCCUAUGAUGAUAUCUUUCGAGAUGAAGAUGAUGAGGAAGGCGAUGACUCUGGAAAUGAGAGUGACGAAGGCUCGGAGCCAUCUGGCAAACGGAGGAGAUUUGAUGAAGGGGCAGUUGAGAGGAGGAUUGAGAGACAGCGGGCGAAGAGGGAGUGGGAGGCACGGAGGAGGGAAAUCUUGUUUGACUACGAGCAAUAUGAAUACCACGGAACGUCUGCUGCAAUGAUGUUUUUUGAACUGGCUUGGAUGUUGACUAAAGACACCAAGGACAUGCUUUGGUGGGGCAUUAUUGGGCUGACAGACCAGUGGGUUCAUGAUAAAAUCACACAUAUGAAGUAUGUAACAGACAUCGCUACAAUGCAGCGACACGUUUCCCGGCAUAACCAUCGAAAUGAGGAUGAGGAGAACUCUCUCUCCAUCGACUGUAUGAGGAUUUCCUUUGAAUACGAUCUGCGUUUAACGCUCUACCAGCACUGGUCUCUGUAUGAAAGCAUCUGUAAUUCAUGUUACACGUCCUGCAACUUCAAGCUUUGGACUUUAAAUGGACAAAAGAAGCUUCAGGAGUUCCUGGCAGACAUGGGGUUACCUCUGAAGCAAGUGCGGCAGAAAUUCAACUCCAUGGACAUGUCAAUCAAAGAGAACCUGAGGGACGUCAUUGAAGAGUCUUCAAAUAAAUACGGUAUGAAAGAUAUCCGCAUCCAGACAUUUGGCGUUCACUUUGGCUUUAAGAACCGUUUCCUGGCCACCGACAUGGUGCACGCUACUGCUGCUUUACUGGAGAGCACCGAGAAAGAUGAGACUGACACCGACAACUUCAUCAAGGCUCUGGACUCCCUCUCCAGGAGUAACCUUGAACGUCUACAUUCAGGCAUCGACCUGGCUAAGAAGAAACUUAUUGCCGUCCAACAGACUGUAGCCAGUUGCAUCUGUACCAACCUCAUCCUUUCACAGGGACCCUUCCUCUACUGCUACCUCAUGGAGGGUACCCCUGAUGUGAAGCUCUUUUCUAAGCCCAUGGCCCUGAUUCUGCUCUCGAAAUACCUCCUGAAAGCUUUUGUCCAUUCGACGAGGAAUAAACGCUGCAAACUGCUUCCCCUCAUCAUGGCUGCUCCCAAGGAUGUGGAGAAGGGGACUGUCAUUGUUGUGGGAAUCCCACCUGAGUCUGAGACUUCCGACAAGAAGAAUUUCUUUGGCCGAGCGUUUGAGAAAGCUGCAGAGAGCACUAGCUCCAGAACCCUUCACGACCAGUUCGACACUUCCAUAAUUGAACUGAAGACAGAGGACAGGAGCAAGUUUCUGGAUGCUCUCAUCACCCUUCUGUCAUGAGAGCCUUCAGUACUGAAUGUAAGAGUGAUUUUUAGUUUGAGUCUAAUGUGUUAAAGGCUUGAAAAGUGUGGUGUCUGGUGCUGUUCAUAUCUUUAUGUCUAAUGUGAUUCAAACGAAUUACAUCAGACAUAAGUACGGUGUCACUAGUAUAAAAACU